Molecule: messenger RNA, 993 nt
Organism: Acytostelium subglobosum LB1
Lineage: Eukaryota; Evosea; Eumycetozoa; Acytosteliales; Acytosteliaceae
Exons: 1
Molecular function (GO): oxidoreductase activity
Source: RefSeq, a predicted model, not a curated record
AUGUCUACUUUAUCUAAAACAAUUAUUUUUGAACAAUACGGACCAUCAGAUGUACUAAAAGUUAAAGAGGUUCCAGUACCAACACCAGGUGAUGGUCAGGUAAGAGUGAAGGUUGCAGCAGUUGGUCUAAACAGAGCUGAGGCUUUAAUUAGAGCUGGUUUAUUCUUUAUCAAACCAACUUUGCCCAGUGGAAUAGGAUAUGAAGCAGCAGGCACAGUCGAUGCAAUUGGAAAUACAGUAACCAAGUUCAAAGUUGGAGAUCGUGUCGUAGUCGUACCAACUUCCAGUAUAACCACCAACUCUGAACACAUUGUUCUCCCAGAGAACCAACUAGCUCACAUCCCAGUCGAUCAAUCAUUCACUGAUGCAGCUGCCACCUGGACUGCGUACCUUACAGCAUACUUUGCAAUAUAUGAGUAUGGCCUUACUAUCAAGAGCACAGACACUGUAGUUGUCACCGCGGCUAGCAGCUCAGUUGCGCUUGCAUUCAUCCAUUAUGUCAAAUCAUUUGGAGCCACUGUGAUUGCACUAAGCAGAACAAAUGCCAAGAAGGAUCAGAUCAUUGCCCAGGGUGCUGAUCACUUCAUUGCCACUGGCGAAGAGGACUUGGUCAAACGAAUCAGAGAGCUCACCAAGGGAGCAGGUGCCAACCUAUUCUUGGACCCAGUCGGCGGUCCUCAGCUCGAGAAGUUGGUGUUUGCAGCAGCUUAUGAAGCAACAUUAAUCCUAUAUGGAAUGUUGUCGAGUGAGCCUACUGUACUACCUGUUGGCGCAACCAUUGGUAAUCACUUGACCAUCAAAGGAUAUAGUGUAUCAUCAUUCUAUCCUAAUCCACAGGCAGUUGAACGUGCUCAACUAUUCAUCACCAAGUUCCUCUCCACCCAAAAAGUACCAUCUAUAGUUGGACAAGUACUCAAAGGAAUUGAAUCAGUACCCGCUGGUCACAAGAUCCUUGACUCUGGCGACCUCUUUGGAAAAGUAGUUGUAGAGUUC